CCGUGGACUUUGCUCCGCAUGGAGCGGCAGAGCGGCAGAGCAGCAGCUGGUUGACCGUCAGCUGGUCACCAGUCAGCCCAGGGAGAGAGCGGCAUGUCUGCGGUCCGAGCAGCCAAGCAGGCCCUGAGGAAGGAGCUGAAGCGGCGGCUCGCGGUGCUCAGCGCCCUCGACAAGCAGCGACAGUCGCAGCUCGUCACGCAGCAGCUGCUCACAAACCCUCGGUACGUGUCGUCCCAGCGGGUUGCCAUCUUCCUCAGCAUGGAUGACGAGGUGUGCACGGAGGAAAUCAUCAGAGACAUGUUCAGAAGAGGGAAGAGCUGCUUCAUCCCCAGAUAUUACCGGGGCAGCUCCCACAUGGACAUGUUGAAGCUCAGUGGUCUGCAGGACAUGGAGACGCUGCCGCUGACGUCCUGGAACAUCCGACAGCCUGCUGACGAUGACCAGGGCCGGGAGGAGGCCCUUAGCGGAGGAGGUCUGGACCUGAUGCUGAUGCCGGGCCUGGGCUUUGACCGGUCGGGGAAGCGUCUGGGACGAGGGAGGGGUUUCUACGACACCUACCUGGAGCGCUGCAGCAAACUCCCCCGAGGGAAACCCUACACCAUCGGCCUGGCCUUCAGGGAGCAGAUCUGCCAGGAAAUCCCCGUCGACGAUAACGACAUGCUCAUCGACGAGGUCUUGUACGAGGAGCCUCGAUAGAUUCACCGGUCUGCCCUGUAAAUCCUCCUUCAGAUCGGAGUUCGUUGCCUCAGGAAUAAUUUCCCUCACCAAAGCUAACUGACAUUUAAUCCAGAGCAUUCCUACUGCGUAUAGUAAUUUCUGACCAGUCCAGACUGGUUUCCAGUCAUACUUGAUGAUUGCUUCUUGGUGUAGAUGUCAAAUGGAAAGUUAAGAUGGUCUUCAUACUUUUUUAGAAAAUGACUGAAAAUGUACAAUCAUUUAAAUAAAAGCUUGAAAUAUA
Messenger RNA from Cololabis saira (Pacific saury), 958 nucleotides. RefSeq names its product 5,10-methenyltetrahydrofolate synthetase (5-formyltetrahydrofolate cyclo-ligase) (gene mthfs). Gene Ontology annotation, cellular component: mitochondrion. Gene Ontology annotation, molecular function: 5-formyltetrahydrofolate cyclo-ligase activity. The record is from RefSeq and is a predicted model, not a curated record. Gene Ontology annotation, biological process: folic acid-containing compound biosynthetic process; tetrahydrofolate interconversion. The transcript has 3 exons. The coding region runs from base 94 to 696 and encodes 200 amino acids. Lineage: Eukaryota; Metazoa; Chordata; Actinopteri; Beloniformes; Belonidae.